Messenger RNA from Colletotrichum acutatum, 1267 nucleotides. RefSeq lists its product as uncharacterized. NCBI's taxonomy places the organism in Eukaryota, Fungi, Ascomycota, Sordariomycetes, Glomerellales, Glomerellaceae. The record is from RefSeq and is a predicted model, not a curated record. The transcript has a single exon. Bases 445 to 1104 code for a protein of 219 amino acids.
CUUUCGAGUGAUGAGGAGGGGAAAGGGAAGGAUGGGCUGAAUGAUCACGAGUUUCCUUCUUUUUUCAGCAUCACUGUCGGCCGGAUUGAGCCAUCAUUUUAUCCAUUAGUCCAUCCACGCAUUUCUUGUCUACUCGGCCUCACGAUUCAUCUUCCAAGCGCCUGUCCCCGUUCGCGACUUGCUUGACAUCGACUUAGUCGCCCAAAGUCAAGAGAAACACAAAACAAAAAAUUGAAAUUUCGUUUUCAAAAACCAAUUCUUGCUUCACUCCGCGCGCGGCACCGUUCAGCGUCUCGACUCUCGACAGUCCCUCGAUCAAUUUGAGCCUAUCUUUCCAUCUCUUCUCAAGCGCUCUCCAUCAAAGGACCACCAUACGUCCUAUUUCCAGCCACCUGGCCCAGCAACCAGAUCUCGCCAGAUCCCAGAGCGCGCGCCAUAUGAAGCAUGCCGGCCAUUGGACCUGGCUGCCACCACGCCGUUGGCCGUCAGCGACUCGGAGAAUUGCAGACCAUGCACACAAUCUGCCCCCAAGCAUCAACUAUGAGGAGCGGGGACGUGGCCGGCCAUCUCUUCUGCCUGCCUCCGAUACACUUGAGAGGGGGCUCUGCUCCGGCCCCAGUCCGUACCCGGCUGUCAUACAGCGCGCGCCUCCAGCCAGUACGACGUUGGGCCGCGGCCCGGUCGUCGACCCUCACCACCACCGUCUCCGUGUCAAGACAUCAUGGGCCGGGACACCUCUCCCAGCCUCCCAGACCCCGACUCCGUCUGCCAUCCUACUCGCCGACCUUAUUGCCCACUUCACCAUCUGCCGACUCUGAACUCCUUGUUUGUGGAUGGUCUAGAAUCAUAACUGUGGUGAUAAGCGCCAGUACAAGGCCUGUUCUAUUCGCUGGUUCAAAAGAGAUCGAAUCCUUCGCGCCUGUUUCCUGCAAGCUCCCUAGCACCUCAUUUGCCAGAUCCACGCCAGCUUGCACGCCGCAAAUAUUUGGAGUCGGUUAUUCAUCUCGCCGCCCAUGCUCAGUAUGCAGCCACACAAUCUCGUCAACUGCUGCCCUGAGGCACAUUCAACUCGUGUUGGUCCAUGCAAGCGGUGUGUUGUGUUAGUGCGUCUAUGGCGUCUUGCGAACCCUUCCGUUGGACGUCAACGAUAAACGCGACGUGGAGGAUUCAAAGAGGUUGAAUCUUGAUGUUGAGAGACCAAUUGCUUUUGAGUUGUCGCUCCCGUGUGCCUUGGGUCGUCCAUCUCAUGGCCUUCAACCUGAAGGAU